UACCGCCGUCAGACUGAGACUUAAUCGAUGUGUGAAGUCAAGAUAUCGAUCGGGACUCGAUCACUGUCCGGACAGGGAACUUCUGUGUCGGGUAACUUCACGACAUGUUCGCCAACAACACACCUCGAGAGAGUGUUGACCUGCUGCUGCCGCGGCGGGUAACGGAACUAGCUUAAAAACAACAACACGGACCGAAGUUUAACUGAGUUCCAGCCGUAAAACUGCUCACAGCUCACUGAAGACUUCACACGGAGACAUUUAAAGGCUUUCAGCCGAACGGAACCUGCGGCUCGGAGCCAGCUGAGCGGUCCACAGGUUCGGUGUGUCGGGCCGCUGGUCCGGUUCAACACAGCUGGCGUGUUUCUGACAGUUUGACCCAACAUGGUGGUUCAGAACUUCAUCAACAGUUGUUAGAAGCACCAUCUUUCCUCCUCUGUGCUCAGGACAGGUGAUUCCUCGGCUCGCUGCGCUCAGCGUUCAUACCAGGUUUGCAUUCUGACCUGCAAGCCAAUGGACCAUCACCAUCCUCAUGUCCUAUGGAGGAGGCUUUUACGGACGCACUGAGCGCGUCCAGCAGGGACCCCACUAUGACCAGGUCCCUCAGGGCUCUUUACCCCGAGCAGACUUUGACGAUCUUCCGCCGCUGAGGGAGCAGAGAGCGCCGCGCCUCGCUCAGAGCUCUGACCCCCUCCCUCCUCCGCCUCUGCCGGACCAGCCUCCCGUGGGCCCCGAGUUCGAUCCCAGCGGCAGCGAGGACAACGCGGACCCCGACCCUGACCCCGCCCUCGACAUAAAACCUGUCCACCGCUUCAUACCGGACUCCUGGAAGAACUUCUUCAGAGGGAGUAACCGCAGCAGCAACAAGCCCUGGUCCAUGUCCGCCUCCUCUCAGAACAACAACAACAGCACCACCGAGGGGGUCCGCUGCUCGCCUCCAGCGUCUCCAUCUCUCCCUGGAUCGUACCGCGAUCCUUAUGGCGGCUCAGGCGGCAGCUACAACUCGCGUAAAGAGCUUCUGGAGCUACGAGACGCCCAUGAGUCCGUGUCAGGGCGCACCUACCGCACAGGUCUGACCUACAGCGAGCGAGUGGAGGAGUACCAUCAGCGCUACGCCUACAUGAAGUCCUGGCCGGGGCUGCUGAGGAUUCUGGGAUGCGUGGAGCUCCUGCUGGGAGCAGCCGUGUUCGCCUGCGUCUGCGCCUACAUCCACAAAGACAACGAGUGGUUCAACAUGUUUGGAUACUCGGCGCCUGGAGGAGCGUACGCAGGAGGUCUCUACGGUGGCGGCACAGGCGGGAGCUACUACACCGGCCCCAAGACCCCGUUCGUGUUGGUGGUGGCAGGACUGGCCUGGUUGGUGACGGUGAUAGUGUUGGUGCUGGGGAUGACCAUGUACUACCGCACCAUCCUGCUGGACUCCAGCUGGUGGCCUCUGACCGAGUUCACCAUAAACCUGGCGCUGGCGGUGCUCUACCUGUCAGCAGGCAUCGUUUACGUCCGAGACACGACCCGCGGAGGCCUCUGCUCCUACCCGGUCUUCAACAACGGCAUCAACGGAGCGUUCUGCAGAACGGAGGCGGGCCAGACUGCCGCCAUCAUCUUUCUGUUCGUCACCAUGGUGGUUUAUCUGAUCGGAGCCAUGGUUUGUCUCAAGCUGUGGAGACAUGAAGCUGCUCGCAGGUACCGGGAGAACUACAUCCGAGAGAUGCAGAUGCAUCCCUCCGAGCUCCGAGCUUCACAGUCCGUGGUGGUUCCAGAUUCGGCUCCUGCAGUCAAACUCUCAGAACAGGUCCAGGGAUCCUCGGUGGUUCCGAUCCACGCUGCUCCCAAAGCCGUCCCGCCAAAGGUUCUGCAGGGAGCGAUACCAUCGGGACACAUCCCAAAACCUGUAAUUCUGCCGGAUUACAUCGCUAAGUACCCGACGAUCCGGUCAGACGAGGAGCGGGACCAGUACCGGGCCGUGUUUAACGACCAGUACGCAGAGUACAAGGAGCUGCACUCGGAGAUGCAGGCCACCCUCAAGAAGUUCGACGAGAUGGACGCCAUGAUGCGCAGUCUGCCUCAGCACCCCACCAGCCAGAUGGAGGUUGAUCGCAUCAACAGAAUCCUUCAGGACUACCAGAGGAAGAAAAAUGACCCGACGUUCCUGGAGAAGAAGGAGCGCUGCGAGUACCUGAAGAGCAAACUGUCGCACAUCAAGCAGAAGAUCCAGGAGUACGAUAAAGUCAUGGAGUGGAACGACGGAUACAGCUAAACUCACUCUGGAGAGAAAAAAAAAAGACUUGACCACAAACACAGACCUGUUCCUGACAGCGAGGCAGUAAAUGGUGGUGAAACUAACGGGUGAAGAAGACCACAGCAGCAGAAGCGGAUCUGCAACCUGCUGCGUCUUUAAUAUCUGUACAGCUGUGGUCGAACGUCUCUCAGCAGAUUUGUGCGUCUGCGUUUUUUGAAGCCCACACACAGAAGCAAACUGUGUUUUAAACACUAAAGAAAGGAUAUUUAGGGAAAUGACUAAGAUGGCCCUGAAACUACGUUCAGGAGCCGGUUAGCUUAGCUUAGCACAAAGACUGGAAGCGGGGGGAAACAGCUAGCCAAAGUCAGCCACCGAGUGCUUCCAGAAUUCACUUACUGACAUGAAAAAUGAACACUAACUUUUUUUAAUAGGCACUUUUUGAAAUUAGAAAUAGAGAUAAUCUGACACUCAACCUGAGAAUGAACAUGUUUACAGACCUCUGACUCGGUGACAGCUGACAGUGUCAUGAUCUGGAGUAGAUUUGGCAGCUUUGUCGGAAGCAGCGACGUUCACCGUUUUGUGAAACACGUGAUUGUAUAAAGGAAGUUACAUGACCUCAGGAACACAUACACAUACAUAGAACUGUUGUUGUUAAACAGUUUGUUUCUAAAUGAUUUACAUUCGUUUUAUUUGCAUUUUACACAGUGCCCCAACUUUUGGGGUGGUGAGAGAAGAAGUUCACCAAAAAAAAUGUGUCAUUAUCUAAAAAGUCAGGUGAAGUUUCGUCGCUCCAGAAAUGUUUUGUGGACAGUGUGUCAAUAUAAUCUACAUUUAAAAGUACUGACGUUAAAACAAACUCUAAGAACCAAAAGUAAAAGAAGUCUUGACCUGUUUAAGAAUAAUUCACGUCAUAUAUUCUCCCUUGUUUCCAGUCGUUAUGCUAAGCUAAGCUAACUGUCUCUUGUCUCCUGGUUACAAGCUUCAUAUUUAAACUAAAUGAGGGAUUUCCUCCCUAAAACAUGAAACUCUUCCUUUGUAAAACGGUCUGAAUAUGCAAAUAACUCUGUAACGUGUGUGAUACUGUGACUCUGAUUGUAGCCGAAGCUUUAACACUUAAUUUCACAAACAACACUGGCGUCCGACCGAGACUGCGUGCAGAAAAAUCAAAGUUUUUAUUUUCAGAGUUUAUCUUUCUGUAACAUCCUUCCAGUCUGAAACAAAAAAACACUUAUCGGAUGAAUCUCCUGUCGCUGGUCUCUCGACCUGCUGUGAUGAUUUUUUUUUGUUUGUUUGUUUAAUUGCACACUUUUUUAUAUUUGCCUCAAUCUGGAAAUAUGCACAUGCUGUAGUUUUUAAAUGUUGUAUGUACGUUAUGUAUAUGUUGUAACACUGUUCUAGCAUUUCACAGAUUAAACAUUUUGUACUUUUAUCUUCACUUAAACAUCCAAAGUGCCUGAAUAUCUCUGUUGACCUCCUGGUUGGAUCAUCAGGUUUUACAUUCCUCUUGUGUUAUCAAGUAAAACUGUAAAUAUGUUGCUGUAAACGUCCGUAUGCUUUCAUAAUUUAAGUGAUGGAUUGGUGCUUUUUCUGUCCUCAGUACACUUCUGGUUUUUCUUUGCUUUAUUCAGCCUGCAGCGCUAAAAGUUUCUUUUACUGGUAAAAGGAAGCGUGCUUUGUUUAAAUCAGCAGAAUGAAGUUAAGAGAGGAAAACAAAACCAGCGGUCGCUCGUCUGGUUGAUGGAAAAGGAAGUGACAUUUUUGUUUUCACGUCACUCUGGAUGCAAAAAUGUUAUAAAACAUUAAUUUUUCUACUUUUAAAUGUGAAGAUUUUCUUCUUUUUCAUGGUCAUUUAAUAAUAAACUAUGUUUGGGAACUAAAUGUA
This is a messenger RNA of Acanthopagrus latus (yellowfin seabream), 4118 nucleotides long. RefSeq names its product MARVEL domain containing 2a (gene marveld2a). The transcript is spliced from 9 exons. Gene Ontology annotation, cellular component: apical plasma membrane; bicellular tight junction; cytoplasmic vesicle. Bases 530 to 2254 code for a protein of 574 amino acids. Lineage: Eukaryota; Metazoa; Chordata; Actinopteri; Spariformes; Sparidae. Gene Ontology annotation, biological process: bicellular tight junction assembly. The record is from RefSeq and is a predicted model, not a curated record.